GGCGGGGGCCGGGCCGCGGAGAGCGGGCGGCGCCCCGCUAUGGCCCUGGGUGCCGGCAGAAGCGGCGGCGGCGGGGGGCAGCGGCGAGCGGCGUGAGCGCGCCGGGGGCCGGCCGCCAUGGAGGGGAUGCUGUACAAGUGGACCAACUACCUGAGCGGCUGGCAGCCUCGUUGGUUUCUUCUCUGUGGUGGUAUCUUGUCCUACUAUGAUUCUCAGGAAGAUGCCUGGAAGGGUUGCAAGGGAAGCAUACAAAUGGCUGUGUGUGAAAUUCAAGUUCAUCCUGCAGAUAACACACGAAUGGACCUGAUCAUCCCAGGGGAACAAUACUUCUAUCUGAAAGCAAGAAAUGCAGUUGAGAGGCAAAAGUGGCUGGUUGCGCUAGGAACUGCCAAAGCCUGUCUGACAGACAGCAGAACACAAAAGGAAAAAGAGUUCACUGAAAGCACAGAAGCUUUGAAGACUAAAAUGUCUGAACUUAGACUGUACUGUAACCUUCUUGUUCAGCAAGUGCAUAAAACUAAGGAAGCCAGCAUUUCUGCUGUAUCAGAACCAGAGAGUGGGAUUGACAUGGGAGCCCUGUUGAAAUCAACCUGUGACACCUUCCUGAAGACUCUUGAGGAAUGUAUGCAGAUUGCAAAUACUGCCUUUACUUCUGAGUUAUUACAUCAGACCCCUCCUGGAUCGCCACAUUUAGCAGUUCUCAGAACUAACAAGGUAAAACACUCGCUCUUGUCCAGUCACACCUCAACAGAAAGGCAGAUGGAAUUGAAUCCCUGUGAAAAUGGCUCUGUAAAAGCAGAAAUUAACAAGCAAGAGCAAACCCUUAUAAAAAGUCUAUCAUGUUUAAACUUGGAAACAAAUGAGGGGAGCAGUGAUGUUUCUGUUGAGGAUCAUAUAGAAGAUUUGGCAGGCAUUAAAGAAGAUGGAGAGAACAAGCUGCAAGCUGUAGAAAACCUUGAUGCCCACAGGUUGCUGCAGUCAGAAACAAAUUCUUUAAGUGGAUUGACUCUGUGUGAGGAAGAUGAAAAUGAAAAUGGGUUUCCUACUUUCUUCAGUGUCAUGAGCAAUAGGUUCAGUGAUAUUGAACUUCAGGAGGAAGAGGGCAUACCAACAGAAGAGUUUCUGGAGUCAUGUUAUGCAAUUGUGCCCGUUCUGGACAAGUUGGGACCAACUGUUUUUGCUCCUGUUAAAAUGGAUUUUGUAGGUAACAUCAAGAAAAUAAACCAGAAAUUUAUAACCAACAAAGAAGAGUUUGAUACCCUGCAGAAGAUAGUUCUCCAUGAAGUCAAUGCAGGUGUAGCACAAGUUAGAAACUCUGCUACAGAGGCACUCCUAUGGCUGAAAAGAGGCUUAAAGUUCUUGAAAGGGUUUUUGACAGAAGUGAAGAAUGGAGAAAAGAAUAUCCAGACAGCUCUGAACAAUGCUUACGGAAAGACAUUACGGCAGCACCAUGGUUGGGUUGUCCGUGGAGUCUUUGCGUUAGCUUUAAGGGCAGCUCCAACGUAUGAAGACUUUGUAGCAGCUCUGUCUGUAGAAGACUGUGAUCCUCAGGAGGAAACAUUUUACAAAGCAAUGCAGAGGGACCUCAGCAUUUACUUACCAGCCAUGGAAAAGCAGCUAAAUAUCUUGGACACUCUCUAUGAAGUACAUGGUUUGGAGUCAGAUGAGGUGGUAUGACUACAGUAAGACAACAUCUUAAAACUUCAGGGACUGCUUCUGUUAACAAAGAUUUUUUUGAACAUCAUUUCUGUUCACUGUAGCUUUUCAGGUGGGAGAGGUGUGGGCAUUUGGGGGAAAGGGCGUGUAUGGUUUUUAUUUCUUGUUGUGCUUGUUUUGUGUUUAAAUGCAGAGGUACAGUUUCUUUUUGGGUUAUAACUCUGUCUGUGAUGAAUGUUUUGGACUGUUUCUCACUUGCCUCACUCCCUGUUCCCUUCACCUUGUAAAAGUAGCAGAGCAGAAUUUGCCCUUUGCUUCCACGCUUUGUGUGGGAGCCGCACAUGCAGCAGUGUUGUGAUGUCAUGUGGAACCAAGCAGGCACUGCUGGCUCAGACUCUCCCGUGCCCUGUGCUGCCCACUCUACUGAGCAUUGUUGUUACCCUGGUAGCAGAAGAGAAGGGUGGUUAAAUGCCAGCUUAACAGGUAUGCAGUGAGUUUUUACCUUAUUUUGGGUUUAAGCUUUUGUUUUGUUUUGUUAGUGCAGCAUCUCCACAAAUAUUAGAGAUCUUCACCAUGAGCACAUGGCUGGUGAUCUGAGCUUCCACUGGGAACCAGCCUUGGAAACUAGCUAUUGUGUUCUGUUCUGUCCCAGCUACCUGUACGUACUGCAUUUUCCCGUUUGGCUCCUGACAGUGAGCCAAAUCUAAAGGAGAUUUCCCCAAGUGCCCUCCACAGCAAGAGGAUGCUUCUGCCCAUAUUGCUUGAAGUGAGCGUGCUGCACCAUAUAUUGUGGUGCAGGAAGGAAAAGUGUAUGCAUGACAAGAGGAGGGAAGGCUGUGAGCAUGGUGUGCCAUUCUCUCUGCACGGGUACCACUGUUGUUUCUUCUGCCCAGUGGUUGUCCCACUGCUGGGGCUGGUGAGCCAGAGCCUCAACUGGCACAGACUGGCAGAGCCCAGCGGGUUUCAACAGCAUUUUACACAUGCAGUUGAAAAUAUGUCCAUCAUCCUGGUUUACUAAAGUGGUUUUUUUUCUGUGUUUUGGGUUUAGGAUUUUUUUAAGUUAAAUUCACACAAAAAUAUAUUUGUUUUUAAAUUGCAUACAGGUAGCAGUUUAAAAAGCUGAUUUUAUUGAAGUCCUUAGGUUGCUAUUAUGGGCCAAGACUUCAUGAAAGUGAGCAAGAAAUAGCAAAGCCUAGGGAAAGCUAGAAUUUAUCACUGAGUUGUUGCACAUUAUGCCAAUUGCAGACCUUAAAAUCUGAAAUUAUGCAGAAGUGACUUGGAAUUAAGAAGGUAAAAUUAGCUCUUUUCCCCCUUUACUGAUGCAGAUAAGAAUGUGCUCCUAAUAGCACUGUGAAGUGAUAAAGAAGUCCGUUUAGGUAGUUUGUUAUAGAUAGAUGGUUAAGGACGAAAUUCCUGCUUGUGUUGACGAUUAGAAUACUGUGAGUUACUGCCAGUUCAAGGCAUAAGUGGGUCUUGCAGUAGUGACACAGGGCUUUGGAUAGCUUUGCCCAAAGAGCUGAGUCUUCCUCAUGAGGAAAAAAGACUGAUGGUACGGAGGUCCUUAAAGUCGGCGAAUCCUUGUAAAUACGGAAGUUUCAUUGUCACCAUACUCACAGGGUAAAUACUAGCUUUUGCUAGGCUAAAAAAUGCAUUCUGACUAAAAUGAAUGUACUGCAGGCCUGCUGCAUCAUUCUGAGAAAGCAGCCUCUCUGCAUACUUAAUACUUGAUCCUUUCUAAGGAGCCUAGUGUUGCAGGCUUUAAGAAAAGCAUAUGAUGAGUGAAGAAAACACCAAAUGACACGCUUAGUGCGUAAAGCAAGAUAUUAGAACUGUAAUUAGGCAUUUAAGUAGUAUGACUUUCUUGUUCCUGUCGUCUUCUCUGAAUUGUGCCUAUCUGUAGUUCCAACGUGCACCAGGAUAGAAUCAGAAGGCUGUAGGGUUUUUAGUACUUGAAGUUUUCUUAUUUUAAUUAGAAUAUAUUUGUUUGAAUAUGAAGUCAAAACUUUUGACCAAAGCUCCAUUCAAUUAUUUCUCUAUUUGCAGUGCUAAAAAUGAAGCAGAGAACCUUUGGUUUAUGACUGUCUGCUUCUUUGAAGUAUGAAUGCAAAAAAACCUGUACCUACAGCAGAACAACCAGCUCUCCACCCCCUGAGGUUUCCUCAGGGUUUUCAGCUAUUAUGUGGCAAAGUUUGCUAUAAGAGGUCUUAGUGCUGUGAUAGGGUAACAGAGACUGCAUUGCCACAAAAUAGCAGGAGUGCGUGGGGAGAGCAGGAAGAAAUCGGUCUUUUCUAAAAAGUAAUGGUGAAAUCAUGAUGAAAAUUGACUUCCCUUUUUUUACUGUAAGCUUUUCCAGUAGCAGGAAAACAGAUCUAGCACUUAAAGGCUUGGAGGUUUUUUGAUUUUGUUUCAUUUGUUCUGCUUUGUUUUUUUCAACUAGCGAGAGAACCACUGGCUUGUUAGUAGCGCGCCAAGCCCAGUAUUUGAUACAAAAAGUAAAGAAGCUUUAUUUCUUAAGCAAGGAACUUAACAGCUUCAUUUGGCCUCUAGCUUCCGCAAUUACUAACUUCUACAGUUCUUUCUUCUAACAAAUAGGAAGCCAACUGCAGUGCAUAUUCCCUAAUUAGCGUGGCAUCCUCCUGCAGAGCAGGCUUUUUAGCUUUGCUCUUCUGUGUAAAGUUGGUCUUUCUAAACUCUGGAAUUGGUGCUUGGGAACGUUCUGCAAAGGUGGUGGCUUCAGGAGACGUCGCUGUCCAUGUUGUUUAAUAGGGGACUUGCGGAGAUGGAAUUGAGCAAGAUCACCUUGCCUUCAAAACCAGUGCUUCUUCAUGCACUGUUCUUGCAGGAUGUUGAGCACUUUAAGACUUACGACUGCUAUCUUUUCAGUCAAACCACCACUGAGAAAUCUAUGCAGCAUGUUGCAAAGCUGAACUCCAAGUUAUACCAUAAGGAUGCAAUAGACCAGAUUACUACACGUAAACAAAUACGCAGCUAGAUGAUUAGCCUCUUAUUUGGCAAGCAUAGAGGAUGGUUCUUAUUUUUAGUAAUUGUAGAGGACAAGCAACUAGCUUUUGGCCCUCAAGUUUAGAAUUGGAGAAGAGGUGGGUGGUUUUUGUUUGAUUUAUUUGGCUCUUUGAUUAGUGGUGGUGGGUUGGGUUUCUUUGCUUUUGUUUAGUGGCUGACAUUUAUAAACAACUGACCGGUAUACACAUAGCAGUCUAUGUGACUCUCAGAUAACAGCACCCUUGCUCUGUAUACUUUGUGUGAACUGCUUUAAUUUCUUAAACUGCACUAGUCUGAAGUUUUUGUGUCCCUUUCCUUUAGAAGUGCUUUCAGCUGUUUCCUUCAAUGUCCAGCAGUUGCAUAUUCUCAGGGAUAUUACUUAGCCAUGGGAAAAUAAGAGUAAUCACAGCCUUACCCUAGGAGAGUCAGACUGCUUUUUGUGAAGUAAGUACAGCUGGGUAUAGAACUCUGAUACAGCUCAUGACAUGGACAAAGUCUGUCCAGUGCACGUCCUUGCUGAGACAUGGUAAAUCCCAAAGCAAUCUGAAAGAAAGUGCUAUCUAGUGCCGAAUAAUGGCUGUCAGCAUAUUUUAGUAGAGACCAUACACACAUCUUUGUAAUACAGAGCUAUUGGCAUUAGAGCAGAGUUCCUAAAUGAUUUCAGUGGAGUUCUGCGUAGCAAUGGGAGGCUUUUAUUUACUUUGUAUUUCUUUUUAAGACAAACUGUGUUUUGAAGCCCCCUCUGCUAUUUUAAGGCACCGCGCUCAGUUGCACACUGAAGUUCUCUGACAUUACAAUUUUAGAGUAUGAACUGCAUACUCAAGUGCUUUAGCAUUAAGGUCUCAUUGAAACAUUUUGUCUCGAUACUGUUGUAAUAUGGGUCUCCCUUCAACAAAUGCACUUAAAGUUAAGGACCAUAUACCUUCACUGACAAACCUUUUGUAAAGCAUCAUCAGGAUUCAGGUUUCAGUCGUUUGCUUUAAAAAUGUUUCAUAGAUUGAACAUUGUCACUUGCUCAGCUGGCCACAUAGAAGUAUGCUCAAAAAUGUGCUCCAGUUGUUUGCAAUGUGCUUUGGCAAAGGGACGUGGACCACUGUAGAGAAUGGUAUUACUUGUGUGCUUACGCUGGAGCCUCUUACCAUCUCUUUUUAUCAUCGAUUCAGCUUUUGUGAAAAGCUUUAAAGACCCCUAAAAUGUCUUUUAGACACCAAAAAAAGGUCAUUAGCACAUUCCCACCUUGCUGUCUUUCCUCUUCCCCACUUGUUUCCCACCCCUUCCUUUCCUCCCAUUUGUCACCUUUGUUGCUGUCAGAGCUGUUGCUGUCCAGCUGAAGCAUCUUCAUAGCAGUGUGAAGUAGGAGGUUUUAUAAGUUGUAAAUCAGGAAACUUUGAAAAGCAGAUCAGAAUUCUGUGGCAAGUACAGAGUUGGAUGGAGAAUGUGCUGCUUUUCUUUGAAGCUUUGCCCUGGUUUGAGAUACUCUGCCAAGACAACGAUGCCACUCUGAACUUUUAAUUUCACUGAUGAAAUUUAAGUCAGGACAUUUCACAAUUGGCAGUUCUACCUCUUACGAGUGAAAGCACGGGGUUUUAUACUGGGGCUUAUUUCUCUUCUCUUUGCAUACAUAGUACUGAUAACAAAACAGAGAAGAGGGAGAACUAAUAACUGAAUUCCUACCUUUUUGCUGCCUUCGGUAGCCCCUUGGUGAGCAAACCCUGCACGCUUUGAUGUCCUGCAUGCUCCAGUAUAAAAUCCCCCCCCUGUGCACAGGGGAGACCACACUCUGUGUCUCUGAGCAAACCCAUUCAGGAGCUCAUCCUACUCAGUUCACACCAGGAUUUAAGCACUUGCUUUGAAGUUUGAGCACAGAUGUAUGUUUCACUGACAGACUUCUUCCAUUGGCGUGCAUUUCUUCAAAGUGUGGCCUUUCACUGGCAUUUGUUAAUAUCCCUUUCUUGGUAUAGUAUUUUGUGUGCGUGCACCCCCAUACUCUGGAUGUGCUAAAGACUUUUUACAAACUUUGUAUUGAGCAGGAAUCAGGAUAUGGAAACAAGGAAGUUUCAUGUUUGCUUACUUUAUUGUGCACUGCAGCAUUUAGGGGUCGCAAAUUUAUUCUUCAAUUCUUUCAUUUAAAGCCACCUUGAAAGUUUGUGAUUUUUUGUCUACUUGAAACAAAAGAAGCAAAUUGCAUUCCAGAAUAUGGUGACUGAACUGAAAACCAAAGCAGCUUGCUUUUGUGGUUUCCAUUUCUAUUUUCUUGCAUUUUUCAAUCCAGUUUUGGGCAUUUGUUUUAUUAAUGUUGAGCUGAGCUUACAGUGAGCCUUACUUAAAUGUAAGAUGAAAAGAAGGUAUAUUGCCUCACGCUUUAAAUUCAAUUCUAAGGGCUUGUUCAUGCCCCAGAAAUCACCUCCGCCAGCGUUAAGCAUUGCACAAACUGUGCUGUCAUAAGCAGCUCAGUCCUGAAAUACUUAGGGGUUUCCAAUCUGCAUCAUCUCUCACAUGAUACAGCAUCUGUCUUUUUUUUUUUUUUUAGUAUUGUUAAGACCUUUGCCAGACUUUUUUAUUAUUUCAUUGUAAUAAACUUAUUUUAAAUAA
Messenger RNA from Numida meleagris (helmeted guineafowl), 7248 nucleotides. It is a transcript of the gene PLEKHA8, whose product is annotated as pleckstrin homology domain containing A8. The transcript is spliced from 14 exons. Gene Ontology annotation, cellular component: membrane; cytosol; cytoplasm. Lineage: Eukaryota; Metazoa; Chordata; Aves; Galliformes; Numididae. Gene Ontology annotation, biological process: ceramide transport; intermembrane lipid transfer. Gene Ontology annotation, molecular function: ceramide 1-phosphate transfer activity; ceramide 1-phosphate binding. The record is from RefSeq and is a predicted model, not a curated record. The coding region runs from base 118 to 1677 and encodes 519 amino acids.